This is a messenger RNA of Corythoichthys intestinalis (scribbled pipefish), 2564 nucleotides long. RefSeq names its product transmembrane 9 superfamily member 1 (gene tm9sf1). Gene Ontology annotation, cellular component: membrane. Gene Ontology annotation, biological process: protein localization to membrane. The record is from RefSeq and is a predicted model, not a curated record. Lineage: Eukaryota; Metazoa; Chordata; Actinopteri; Syngnathiformes; Syngnathidae. The transcript has 9 exons. The coding region runs from base 431 to 2260 and encodes 609 amino acids.
GGAAAUCCGGCCAUGAAUAUAUGGUUGUUGCCAAAAGAUUGACACCUCACACACAUUUUAAAUCAAAAGAGUGGGUAGGAUUUAACUAAAAUACGCUGUUCAUUUUUCAAAUUUGGGGAGUAAUUCUUGAUAUUGGUCAUAAACGAGUAGAGUUCAACGAAGGCGUGUUUAGGUGUUCUCCGCCCACCCCGGAAAACCGAAGCGAGCUUCGUUAUUUUUAUUUUUCGAGGUGACGUGGAGUCGGACGUCUGAAAGCGUUGCGUUAGUUCGUCGCCGGCUUCUCGUACUUGAGUAUUUAUCAUAUAAAUGGUUCGCGAGCAGAAAGCUUCGUCGAGAAUCCACUCAAAUGUUUGGAUUUUAAAUCUGCACAGAUUUUUGACGUCGACCGUCGGGCCUGAAGUUUUAGGAUUCCGACGCUGAAACAGGAGUUAUGUACUUUGAAAGGGGACACGUGCCAGGCUGCCGCCAGAGAACAAUGAGCAUACCUUGCAUCUUGCUCCUGUGCUUCCUCUCUGUCCGGACACUUGGGUAUAAGACUGGGGACAACGUUACCAUGUAUGUCAAUAAAGUGGGUCCUUAUCAUAACCCCCAGGAGACGUAUCACUUCUACACCUUGCCUGUUUGCAGGCCAGACAAGGUGCAUCACAAGUCCCUGAGCCUGGGAGAAGUUCUGGAUGGCGACAGAAUGGCCGAAUCAUUGUAUCAAAUUCGCUUCAGAGAGAAUGUUGAGAAGAAAACUCUUUGCCAGCUCCCGCUUUCAGAAAAACAGGUGAACCAGCUGCGCGAGGCCAUCGAGGAGCUGUACUACUUUGAAUUUGUGCUGGAUGAUAUUCCAAUCUGGGGUUUUGUUGGAUACAUCGAGGAGAGCGGGUUCCUGCCUCAUAGCCACAAGGUGGGUCUGUGGACUCAUCUGGAUUUCAACAUCGAGUACAACGGCGACUCUGUCAUCUUCGCCAACGUCUCUGUGAAGGACGUCAAACCUGUUCCCUUGGAGGAGGGUGGCGGAGGAGCCUUAGGUGGCGUGGGGGUGGGUGGCGGCAGCCUGACGGUCAUUCAUACAUACAGCGUGCGCUGGUUCGAGUCUCCCCUGACUCACGCCCGGCGAGCCGAGCGCCUGAGGGACUACUCGUUCUUCCCCAAAACGCUUGAGAUCCACUGGCUGUCCAUCAUCAACUCGCUGGUGCUCGUGGUGCUGCUGCUGGGCUUUGUCAUUAUCAUCCUCAUGCGGGUUCUUAAGAACGACUUUGCCAGGUAUAAUGUGGAGGAGGAUGCAGGCUGUGAUGACCUGGACCAAGGAGACAACGGCUGGAAGAUCAUUCACACCGACGUCUUUCGGUUUCCUCCUUACAAAAGCCUGCUGUGCGCCGUACUUGGCGUGGGCGCCCAGUUCCUUACCCUUUCCACAGGAAUUAUAAUCAUGGCACUCCUGGGAAUGUUUAACGUGCACCACCACGGUGCCAUCAACUCUGCGGCCAUCGUCUUGUACGCUCUGACCAGCUGUGUGUCGGGUUACAUUUCAUGCAGCUUUUACACGCAAAUAAACGGCAAGCGUUGGGUGUGGAACAUCAUCUUGACGUCAACUCUCUUUUCCGCUCCUCUGUUCUUGACAUGGAGCAUCGUCAACUCGGUCCACUGGUGGAGCGGUUCCACACAGGCCUUACCAGCAACCACUGUGCUCCUCCUGCUGGGCGCCUGGGUGUUGGUGGGCUUCCCGCUCACCGUCAUCGGCGGGAUCGUCGGCAAAAACCGAGCGGGCGGUUUCCAAGCGCCCUGCCGCACGCGGAACAUUGCCCGGCAGAUCCCGACACAGCCGUGGUACAAGCAUACUGCUGUGCACAUGGGCAUCGGUGGCUUCUUGCCGUUCAGUGCCAUCUCAGUGGAGCUGUACUACAUCUUCGCUACAGUGUGGGGCAGGGAACACUACACGCUCUACGGCAUCCUACUGUGCGUUUUCGCCAUCCUCCUUUCAGUGGGCGCCUGCAUCUCGGUGGCCCUCACCUACUUCCUGUUGUCCGGAGAGGACUACCGCUGGUGGUGGCGGAGCGUGCUGAGCACGGGCUCGACGGGCAUCUUCAUCUUCAUUUAUUCCGUGUUCUACUACAGGAACAGGUCCUCCAUGAGCGGCCUGGUACAGAGUACGGAAUUCUUCGGCUACUCUCUGCUCACGGCACUAGUCUUCUCACUCAUGUUGGGCAGCGUGUCCUUCUGGGCCUCGCUAGCUUUUAUUCGCUACAUCUACCGCAGUCUUAAAAUGGACUAAGAACUCAUCCCGAAGCUGUGAAGGAAAGCUCUUAUCUUACCACACAGAAGGGCAGUCUUUGUUCCCCCGUUCUUUUCACGCUCGCCAACAUAAGAGGAGAACGAAACUGGGAUAGGCUGGAGCCAGCGGUCCAAGUUUAGAGGUCGUAAUUUAUGACUGAUUGUCAGAAGACGGAUGCAUGUGGGCCAAGAAAAUGAAGUAUCGGAAAGGAAUGAUGUGACCCUCCAAACAGGAAUAACUUUUAUUUUGAUCUGAUUUGUUCAACACUUCUGUUACUGUUGACAUGCCCUUGUGAUUUUGGGGG